AUGAAUCCAUUCUAAUAGAUUCCCACUUUAGCAUAACUUUAAUAUUGUCCCUAAUUACAAUAAUUGUAAUAGCUUCAACAGCUACAAGUAUAUUUUUAUAUUGCUAUCCUUAGUAUUUACAUCUAUUCUUUGCACUCUAAAGCAAUGUUGCUAACCAGCCAAAUCUAUAAUUACCAUCACUCAACCCUCUUUAACAAAUAUCUCUUCUCUCUUAAUCCUCUCAAAGAACAAUACCAAUAAUCCAAUAACCAGACAUUCGAACAAAGAAGAGUCAAUCAGAGAGAGUUUUACCAAAGCAAAAGAAGGAGAAUGAAAUUCUGAAACAAUUUACGCUUGAUGAGAUCUUAUAAGAACUCAAAUAGUUAUUGGAAUAUCUUUGUAAAGAGGAAAUUAAGGUAUUGGAGGAGAAUGAGAAAAUAAAAUAUAAUGUAAAUAUUCAAUUUUAAUAACAAUUACUUUAGAUCUUGACCAAAAUAGAUGAUGGAUUAAUAGAGUCACUGAUCAAUCGAUAUCAAAAUCAGAAAAAGACGAAAGAAGAAUAAAUAAAAUUUAUACUUAGGAAGUGCUUUAAAUUUUUGAAAUAAAAGAUGAACUUAAACGAAUUAACAAUGAGUGCUUAUGAAAUUGAGAAGGUGUUCUAUAAGGAGUAUUUUGCGUCAAGUGAUAACAUCGAAGAAUUAAUCCCCUUUAGAUCUGAGUCUUCCAAUAAAACCAUGAAUACAUCAUAUUUAAAGAAAAUUUUCUCGUCUGAAAAAUUUUAUGAAGGCUAUCUCUCCUAUCUUGGUAAAUAAGAUGGUUAAACAUAAUAGAACAUUUUGAUGAAAUAUGGGAUCAAGAAAAUAAUGAGAAGAUCUAAAAUAUGGCUAAAUAAGUGCUGAAAUUCAUAGCUUCUGGUUAAAUCGAUGUAUAUAAUGUAUCACUCCGAAAUAGAAAAUAUAAACAUACAAAAGAGUGCCCUGGAUUUUGUCAAUGAAAUAACGUUGCUAUGAAUUGGCUGCCUCGUUGAAAGCUUACCAUGAACAAGAAGAAAUCUGUAAAAAGGUGAAAUAAGAAUGACAAUAUUUUAUAUAUAAUUCAAAAAUGCAAAAUAAC
This is a messenger RNA of Paramecium octaurelia, 1092 nucleotides long. Lineage: Eukaryota; Ciliophora; Oligohymenophorea; Peniculida; Parameciidae. The record is from the annotation of a GenBank genome assembly.